AUGAUCGCGUCUCGUCUGUCCGUGAAGCCCGCCCCCGCCUCCGUGGCGGCGGCGCGCACCUCGGUGCGCGCCAAGGCUGCUGACCGUCCGACGUGGUACCCGGGGGCGACCCCGCCGAAGAGCCUGGACGGGACCAUGCCGGGCGACUACGGCUUCGACCCCCUCCGCCUCUCCGGCAACCCGGAGCUGCUCAAGUGGUACCAGGCCGCUGAGCUGCAGAACGGCCGCUGGGCGAUGGCGGCGGUGGCGGGCAUCCUCUUCACCGACCUGGUGUCGGACAAGAACUGGUGGGAGGCCGGCACGGAGACGUACGCGCUGGACUUCACGACGCUGGUGAUCAUCCAGGGCGUCGUGAUGUCGGUCUUCGAGGCCGCGAACUUCAAGAACCUGCAGGAGGGCAAGACGCCGGGCGUGCUCGGGUCGCCCUUCGACCCCGCGGGCAUGAACAGCCCCGAGAUGGCGCUCAAGGAGAUCAAGAACGGCCGCCUCGCGAUGGUCGCGUUCAUCGGCUUCUGCUCCGUCGCCGCCGUCCGCGGCCAGGGCCCCAUUGACGCCCUGGCGACGCACCUGGCCGACCCGUACAACAACAACCUCUUCACCUCCAAGGUCGGCCUCGAGGCCACCGUCGGCGUGUGCGCGCUCUCCAUCGCGCCCAUGAUCAUCAACGCCUUCGUCGCGCUCCGCCCCGACGACGACGAGGAGUUCCGCCCCAUCCCCUGGUGA
Pedinophyceae sp. YPF-701 is the source of this 723-nucleotide messenger RNA. The record is from the annotation of a GenBank genome assembly. NCBI's taxonomy places the organism in Eukaryota, Viridiplantae, Chlorophyta, Pedinophyceae.